Molecule: messenger RNA, 674 nt
Organism: Vitrella brassicaformis
Lineage: Eukaryota; Vitrellaceae
Source: the annotation of a GenBank genome assembly
AUGACGCUCUUCGGCGCUGUGGCGGGCCUUCACGGAUGGCUUCACGCAGUCUGGCUGCAUUGGAGGAGGAGGAGAGUGCAGUGGUAUGUUCUCGGCUCAAGGCGAUUCCGCACCAUCGAGCGUGACGAGCUGUUGCUGUUGCGGCUCGUCCCAUUCGUUGGGACCAAUCCCCUCACUGACCCACCCAUCAGCGAAGGGUUCAGUGAUAACCGCUUGUAUCCCACCUUCAGCGGCUUCAUCCUCGACGCGCUGCUACAGCUGGACCAUGUUCGUUCCCGCAUGAGGGUCGCUCUUGACAUUACAGUGCGGCGGUGCUGUCCGUGUUGGGAUGCCCCUGAUCCCCACCUGGUUAUCAUCAACUUCGCACAAGGCGUCAUGGGGCGAGUACUGCCGGAAGCACUUGGCUACGGUGACGUCUGCGUGAUGGUGCUGUCACUGAAUGGUGGGUCUGUGGUGGCCGCCAUGUCCGUCAUCCACCAGCGCAUUGUGGUCAGGACGACCGAGGCGGAGGUGGCCGGCUGGGUGACUGACGACGAGCGGUUCCCUAUGACCAUGGCUCGGGUACGGCAGCUGCUGAGGCGACUCGGGGUCGGAGAUGUGUGACAUGUCGUGAUGAGAAUCUAUAUGUCCAAGCUUUUUGUUUGUCUGACUCCAAUGCCGUGAAUUCAUUGGUG